AUGGCCGGCUUCCUCGCGCUCUGGCGCUCCGCCGGCGUGCCGCGGUACCUCGCGGUGUUCCGGCAUUUCUUCCUGCUGUCCGUCCUCAACCACAAGCACAGAAAAGGCUGGUACUUUUUCCGACCCAGGGAGGGCACCGGCUUGCGCUUCACGGGGAUGCCCAACCCGACCUCCAUUGCUAUCAAGGACUGGAAGCGCGACCGGUGCUCACCGCUCAGGAAAACAAAUCGGCGGCCAAGUUGCUGCGCGUUUACGGGGGCGUCUCAGCAGCAGCAACCUUGCCGCCGCCAUGAUAGCGACCACUGCAUCCCCGCCGCCGCCGCCGCCGCCAUCUACUCCUACUACUCCCAGUUCCAAAGGCAUGGAUCCCGCUGUCCACGACAUGAUAAAGGCUAUGCUCGCGGAGAAGGCGGCCGCGCAAGCAUCGGCGUCAGCGUCGGCCGUGAAAGCCGAGCCGGGCAGCAACGCAGCUUUGUGCGGGGAGAAGAGGGGUCUGGAGGAAGUGUUUGCGGCCAAGGCGGCCGCGCAACGAAGAAGAGGAUUCGGGAGGAAGCUAGGGGCAAGGAGGAGGUUCCGCCUCUUUCGGCGCUGAACACGCCGCUUUCCAGCGUGUGGUCGCCACCGCCGGGCUUCUCCGGGAAGUCACAGCACAUUCCCAGCAGGCACGACGGAGAUAGCGCGGACUGGAUGGCUGCACGUGAGCUGCUCCAGGGCGCCGUCGCGCCGCCGCUGGAGCGCGCGUUCGCGGCGAACGCGCCUUCCGAGGUCGUCAAGUCGACCUACGCUGCGAUUCUGCAGGCCGCGAACUACGCGUCGUUCUCCUUCCGCCACGCGCUGGAGCUGGAGGAGAAGCUUGCUGGCAGGGAGCGCAAGGCCGCGGCGCUGCGGGAGCAGCUGGAGGAGGCAAAGCCGAGCUCGCAGCGGCGAAGCAGGCGGCAGAGGAGGAGCAGGCAAAGGCGAGGGACGAGCUGGAGAAGGCCAAAGGCGACGCUGCCGUGGCGAAGCGGGCUGGGGAGGCGCAGGCCGAGCUCGCCGCGGCGACGGCGGAGGCGGUGAAGAAGGGGGCCGAGCUCGCCGCGCUGAAGCGGGCCGCGGACGAGGCGGCGGCGGUGCAGCAGCUGCUGGGGCCCGAGGAGCGCGUGCGGCGGCGCGCGGAGCACGCGCUGGAGGCGUACGAGCGCUGGCGAGGCCGUCACGCUCCGGCCGGUCGUGUUGCUUGAGUGGCUCGAUGGAUCUUUUGGAAUUUGAGAAAUUUCUAGACGACUCCUCGGCACAUCGCUAGACAUGAGGAAUAAAUAAUUUGGUCGAUCGAUUC
Molecule: messenger RNA, 1315 nt
Organism: Triticum aestivum (bread wheat)
Lineage: Eukaryota; Viridiplantae; Streptophyta; Magnoliopsida; Poales; Poaceae
Exons: 4
Coding region: 1-1056 (351 amino acids)
Source: RefSeq, a predicted model, not a curated record